UUUAAUCUUAUGGCAAGUAUAACAAGACUGCAUUAGCAUAAAAUUGUCAAAUGAAACUUAUCGUUUGAAAAACAAACAUGUCAAAAACAUUUCUGUACUUCGCUUAUGGAAGCAAUUUGCUGGCUCAAAGGAUUAAGAUUAACAAUCCCAGUGCUGAAAGAUACGCAAUUGGAAAACUACAGGGUUACAGGCUUGAUUUCGCUACAUAUUCUUCAAGAUGGAAGGGUGCUUCUGCAACCAUAGUACCACAAAGCGAUGCUCAUGUUUGGGGUGCAAUAUGGGAAAUUGAUAUGAAAAACUUGCCAGAUUUGGAUAGACAAGAAGGGGUUGAUAGAAACAUAUACUUUCCAUUGGAAGUGAAUGUAGUUAAUCCAGAAGGAGAAUCAAUCCAGUGUAGGGUUUAUCAACAAACUAUCUCACCAUCAUUUAUACAUAAUAUCAAAGAUUUACCAUCUGAGAGAAAACCAUCCCCUAUUUACUUGAAAACAAUACAAUUAGGUGGUGUAGAGUCCAAGUUGCCUGAAGAUUAUGUAAAAUUCCUUAACACAAUACCAGAUAAUGGAUAUUCAGGUCAAAUUGAUAUACAAUUAGAUUUAGCUGAAAACACUGUAUGAUCAUUUUAUAAGUGUCAUUGUUUAAUUAGAGAUCAUAGCUCAAACAUUCCGAGAAAGACCGAAGUUGAUGAUGUAAUUUGGUUAUUUAAUAAAAUAUGUUGAUGAACAA
Messenger RNA from Nicrophorus vespilloides, 723 nucleotides. Its product is annotated as gamma-glutamylcyclotransferase-like. The transcript is spliced from 3 exons. The coding region runs from base 78 to 614 and encodes 178 amino acids. Gene Ontology annotation, molecular function: gamma-glutamylcyclotransferase activity. Lineage: Eukaryota; Metazoa; Arthropoda; Insecta; Coleoptera; Silphidae. The record is from RefSeq and is a predicted model, not a curated record.